Molecule: messenger RNA, 1632 nt
Organism: Naumovozyma dairenensis CBS 421
Lineage: Eukaryota; Fungi; Ascomycota; Saccharomycetes; Saccharomycetales; Saccharomycetaceae
Exons: 1
Coding region: 1-1632 (543 amino acids)
Source: RefSeq, a predicted model, not a curated record
AUGGCCAAGCUUUGUAAUAAGGGUAAGAAAUAUACCGUAUUAGAAAUUAAUGAUACAUUGGCAAAAAUAAAACAAAUCAAUGAGCUGUUUGGUUCAGACUCUAGACAAUUGAAUGUAGUGUUCUAUGUGGAAAAAUUCAGAAGGCUUAGAAUAAAUAGAGUCAUGGAAGCGCUCGUGACAACAUCUAGACCUCUGUCCCAAAUCUUUAUUAGGUCAACUAAUACCAGAGGCAUUGAAGAAAAUAUUAAAGGAUUAGUUAGUAAACUUAUAUCUGAGUUUUUUAAUAUAUCAGAGAACUUUGAUAGAAUUGAGCAGAAACGUGUUGAACUCGCUGAGAUAUUGGGUAAGAAUAUUCUUUCUAAGAACGAAAUGGUUGAUAAGCAUAACAGAUUUCUUUCGAAUGCAAUCAAAACAGCUCUUCAAAAUUCAGGUCUCGGUGCUGGAAAUCGAACUUUAGAGUAUUCUUCCUAUACUAUGGUCGCUUCAAUUUCUAGUUUGUUGGUGUUAUAUGGAGACCUUAUUUCGAUAGGAAUGUUUUCCACGGUAGAUGAAGAAAAGAGGGUUUUUGGUAAUAUUGAUUAUCCUAAUGUAGAAGGUAUGAUUAUUCGAGUAGAAGAAGAAGAUAAAGACAUAGACGAAGAAAGACAGGAUGGGGAGGUGGUAGAUGAGGGGCUAUCUGAAGAACUGGAGGAUGUAUUAAAAGACAAUAACAGAGAGCAUCUUAUGACAGGAAAUGGUUCUUUUAACGUAAUGAAACAAUGCUUUUCAAGACAAGGUUUAUUUCCAGCUGUUAAAAUGACGACGGUUAGCGUGACACCUGAUGUAAAUAGUGUUGCAAUGGAUAAGUAUAUCAGGGAUUCGUUGAAAUAUAUCUUCAAUAAUAUUGAACCUGAUAGCUUGUUUAUUGCGACCAAGCUACUGAACCCAAAUCUUAGAAAUGAGUUUGCUGGUAUUUUUUUAAUCGAUGGUACAUUUUUACGAGGCCAUUUUAGGACCCUGAUUAACAUUGUCGGUAUGACAACCGAUUACAGGUCAAUUCCUUUAGCUCAUUUGUUCACUACCUCACAUGAAACUACAAAGGCUUGCCGUAUUACCAUCCAAUCAUUGAAAAGGAACGUUGAUUUAGACUGGUCUGCUGCUAAUUUCAUGUGUGACCAAGGUAAAGGACUCGAAUCUGCAAUCAGAGAAGAGUAUGGCAAAGAGGAACUUACUUGUGUCACUCAUUUGUCUAAGAAUUUAAUCAGGAACGCAAAGGGGAGAGUGAUAGAGGCAUUCCAGGCAGCAACCCACACACUUGAUCCGCAAGUAUAUGAGGAAUCUAUCAACGAAUUGAUAAAAAAAUUUCCAGAAAGUAAAAGGAAUUCCGGUAAUUCGACUUUCAAGAAACUCACUGAAAAUCCACGAUCCUUUUCCAGAUUGAAACGUGACUGCCCUCAUUGGGAAAUAUUUACUACAAAUCCUGUUGAACAAUUCCAUUCAAUUAUAAAGGUGUUGAAAAGAGGGAAUCUCGUAAACAUGAUAGUGAAUUUAACAUCCUUCCAAAUUAGCUGCCAGAAUAAACUUUUCCUGAACCCCCAUUUUCAGGCUCCGCCGAUAUACCUUCCAUUGCUAAUACGUCCCCAUUUGAGUUGA